Ceratitis capitata (Mediterranean fruit fly) is the source of this 2213-nucleotide messenger RNA. RefSeq names its product chitooligosaccharidolytic beta-N-acetylglucosaminidase. Gene Ontology annotation, cellular component: membrane. Gene Ontology annotation, molecular function: beta-N-acetylhexosaminidase activity. Gene Ontology annotation, biological process: ganglioside catabolic process; glycosaminoglycan metabolic process; carbohydrate metabolic process. The record is from RefSeq and is a predicted model, not a curated record. Bases 248 to 2068 code for a protein of 606 amino acids. The transcript has 4 exons. Lineage: Eukaryota; Metazoa; Arthropoda; Insecta; Diptera; Tephritidae.
CAACAAAAACAAACGUCAACUCUGAGUAUGUGUGUGUUUGUGUGUGUGAGCAGCUGUAAUUAGCCAACAACCAGCCAAACAAGCUUGAUAAUUUUGUUUUCUUUUAUCGCUUUUAUUGCGAUUCCACCUCAAACUACAUUACACUGUACGCCGUCCAAAUGUUCAUUUCAGGUUUAAACGUCGAAGAGGCCAGCCAUUGGCUCAAUAUCUCUGCUCCACAGUCUCAAUAACGUAGUGAACAUAGAACAUGAAGCUGUUAGCACCGUUAUUAGUGCUAUUCGCUUUAGGAGUGCAGCGUUCCUGCUCUUCCGGCGAUGACCUCAUAUACGGUUACGAGUGUCAAAAGAGUAGAUGUGUCAAGGUUGAGUUAGACUCACAGAAUUUUCAAAAAGCAAUAAGUCUACCAGUAUGCCGAAUCUUCUGUAGUGGCGAUGUACCUGGCACCAUCUGGCCACGCCCGAGUGGCCUUGUCGAUUUCGAUAGUUACAUGUUGGCAGUGGAUCCCAGUAAUAUUGAAUUCCAUUUACCUACCUUAAGUAAACAAAGUCAGCUUUGGACAGCCAGCAAAGAACGCUUUAUGCAUUUGCUCUAUGCCGUUGUACCGAAUAAAAAUGUGUUGAGAAAAGGUGGUCGUCCGCUAAUCGUGUCGGUGGAAUUGACCUCAACUCUGGAUGAUGUUGUACCUAGACUAACUUUGGAUACCGAUGAAAGUUACGCAUUACAAAUUAGCUCAGGUAAUGGUAGUGUAGCAACAGCAACAAUUUCAGCCAACAAUUACUUUGGCGCACGUCAUGGUCUGGAGACUUUGUCGCAGUUACUUGUAUACGAUGAUAUAAGACGUGAGAUACAGAUAUUGGCACGUGCUAAUAUUGAAGAUAAGCCAGCUUACAAGUGGCGCGGUUUGCUUCUGGAUACAUCGCGUAAUUUCUUUAGUGUGAAAUCCAUUAAGAGAACCUUGGAUGCUAUGGCCAUGGUGAAGCUCAAUACAUUCCAUUGGCACAUUACCGAUUCUGCUAGUUUUCCUUUUGAAGUGAAAUCCCAACCAGAACUAUAUAAACUAGGCGCCUAUUCACCGCGUAAAGUCUAUAGUCAUGAAGAUAUAAAGGAUAUUGUUGAAUACGGACGCGUUCGUGGUAUACGUGUGAUGCCCGAAUUCGAUGCACCCGCGCAUGUUGGUGAAGGUUGGCAACAGAAGAAUAUGACUGCAUGUUUCAGAGCUCAACCGUGGAUAAAUUAUUGUGUGGAGCCGCCUUGCGGUCAAUUGGAUCCCACCGUUGAGGAAUUGUAUCCAGUAUUGGAAGACAUAUAUCGUGAGAUGUUUGAACUCUUCGAUCCCGAUGUUUUCCAUAUGGGUGGUGAUGAAGUGUCGGUUAGUUGUUGGAAUAGCAGUGAGCGUAUACAAAACUGGAUGUUACAGAAAGGUUGGGGGUUAAAUGAAGCUGAUUUCAUACGUCUUUGGGCACAUUUUCAAGAUGAAGCUUUGAAACGUGUCGAUGCAGUCGCACAACCCAACCAGCCGUCCAUUAACUUAUGGACUAGUCACCUUACUAAAGUGCCUUACAUUGAUGAAUAUUUAGAUAAGGAACGUUACAACAUACAAAUAUGGACACAGGGUAAUGACAGUGUAAUACAGGAGAUUUUAAAACGCGGUUUCCGCGUUAUAAUAUCAAACUAUGAUGCGUUAUACUUUGAUUGUGGUGGUGCGGCCUGGGUUGCAGCUGGUAAUAAUUGGUGUUCGCCGUACAUUGGCUGGCAGAAAGUAUAUGACAACAAUUUGGACACAAUUGCUGGCCAAUACAGAGCUCAAGUUUUAGGGGCAGAAGCGGCCAUUUGGUCAGAGGAAAUAGACGAGUACACUUUGGAUUCGCGCUUUUGGCCACGUGCCAGCGCCUUUGCUGAACGGUUAUGGUCGAACCCUAGCGAAUCAUGGACUUCAGCAGAAGCACGUUUGCUUUUCCAUCGUCAACGUUUAACAGAUUACGAUAUUGGCGCAGAAGCUAUGCAGCCUGAGUGGUGUUUGCAAAACGAGAAUGAAUGCCCGAUUAAUGCGCUCAAUGCAAAAUUUUGAACCUUCAAUUGAUACUUAUAUGCUUUGUGAUUACAGCAAUAACAAUGACCUCAGUUUUUGCCAUUAUUUUGUAUCGUAAAAAUGUGCAAUAGAUUAUACAUACAUAUGUAUGUAAAUAUAAAUAAAAUAUGUUUUUUUUUUCGAU